UGUUGUUUUGAUGUUCCUAAGGAAAUUGUCAAUUCACUUUACUGCAUUUAUACACAAAUCAUACACUGACAUUUUACUCUCAGUAUUUGAAAACGAUGAAUAACCAACCGGACGAAACCACAACGCAAUGCGAGAUGUGCCUGAAGGCCAAGAACUACGGCCACUUCGAGAGAGCCCACCAAAUACCGGUCGCCGAAAAAAACUCCAACAUAGUCAUCAAGACGCCACCGAAACCUGAAACGCCGCAGGUCCAGCCCCAGGAGGCGCCGGUUACUCCGCCGGCGGACUGCUGCUGCCACAGGAUGGUGCAGGAAGCUCCGGCCCAGGUUCAGGGACAAAACGCGGCCCCCCAAAAUCUGCCUGUCAACGAAGACGUCAAACCCAUCACGUCACCGAAUUUGGGGAUUCCGGGCAACUUUGAAUGCUACCUGCCGCAGCCCGAGGACAAGCUACCGGUGUUAGAGAAGCCUGGCUCAGGAGAAGGUAAAGCUGACUGGGGACACCUCGCCCUAAGAACCGGCACUAGACCAACCGUAGACAAGUACUCCAUAUACAAGUACGGCGAAUCCGAAUGGAGAGCGAAGAACAAAGAAAUUUUGGAAAUGGUGGCUAACGAGAACCACCGUUGCAAUCUCAUAGACUGGAACAGCUCGCAAGCUGUUGAAACUAGCUUGUUGCACGUUAACGGCAGCCAAUACACCAACACCAGACGCAUAAAUCAACGACACAUGGAAAUUUACAAAUGGAAAUGCGAACUGAAACGUGCGAUCGAUGCACUGGUCGACGAAAUUUGCAUGUUGGAGAAACAGAGGCAGCGCAUCAAAAGGGCCACUCACUGCUUGGAGAUGCCCGAAUCGAUUGCCCGGGAAUGCAUUGAAGUUAGAACGUCCAGAUCCAGGCCCGAACUGGUCAGAGACGACGUCGAAGUUGAACUGCUUAGAGAGGUUGAUUUGAUUGCCGAAGUGCGUGACGCCUUCACCAGAGUAUUGAAGGAUGUUGAAAAGCAAUUGGUCGAUAUAAAAACUGUCAAGUCCCGCAUCGAACACGACUGGAGCAACAAGAGCGUUGCUUACGCGAUAGAAACGUACAACGAAGUCCUUCCAGACAAUUUGAACACCAUUACGUUCAACGAAGGUUCAGUUGCUUGCCAGGAAGAACAAUCGGCCGCCGACUUCUGGCUGUACGCCACCAGAGAGAACCUCCAACUGUCCGAAGCGGCCAGACAAAGAUCAGUCACGCUAAGAAACACAACCGACAGCAUGAUCAGCGACUACUCCCACGAUUUGAGAACUCAAGCGGACAAAGUUGAGGUGGCACUGUCGCAGAAGAUAACCUGCGUACACGAACUCACCAAUAAACUGGACACCGAACUGAAAAUCACACUGUCCCGUCUGGCCGACGUCGAAAAACAAAUCAGCGCCAUCAGAUCGGCAAUCCGAGUCGCCGAUUACCCGCUCAAGGUGGCCCAGACCAGAUUGCAGAGCCGUACUGGCAGACCGGGAAUCGAGAACUGCAGGGAUCCCACCCAGUUCGCCUUGAUGGAGGAGGUGAAGACCAUCGGUGAAUACGUGGCCGCAUUGCAGUCGCAGUUGAAUCAGAAUUUUGACGCCCAAACUGAACUUAUAAAGGUUAGAUGCACGAUCGAGAAGGAGAUCAUGAACCAGAAGAAAACUUUGGACAUUGACAGAAUUCGCGUAUCCAAAAUACGUUCUUUCUAUCCUUCCAUUACCGUUUGGUCCGGAUACAAUUAGAUUGAUUCAUUUUUAUGACACUAUAUUGAUUAUUAUUUUCUCAUUUUGAUAAUAAAAAACACAAAAUUCUA
Aethina tumida (small hive beetle) is the source of this 1822-nucleotide messenger RNA. RefSeq names its product tektin-4. The transcript has 2 exons. Bases 96 to 1751 code for a protein of 551 amino acids. NCBI's taxonomy places the organism in Eukaryota, Metazoa, Arthropoda, Insecta, Coleoptera, Nitidulidae. Gene Ontology annotation, biological process: cilium movement involved in cell motility; cilium assembly. Gene Ontology annotation, cellular component: microtubule cytoskeleton; nucleus. The record is from RefSeq and is a predicted model, not a curated record.